AUGGUGAAUCCAAUUAUUUUCCUUCUUGCCUUCGCUACUCUACACACAGUUGUUGCCUACCCCUACACCUCCACUGCAACUCCCUCAAAUGUCUGGAAUUCUAGUAACGGUGCCAUUCUGGGGAGUGGCACCGCCUUAUACUCAAUCUACUUUGGAUUCAACAGCAUGGACGGUCAUGCGUUCACUCUCUCUGUCUUCCUCCGAGUGAGUGGCCCCAUCUGGUCUGCCAACCCUGAUAAUCCUGUAAGCCGAGACGCCAUCUUGACCUUCACCAAAGAAGGGAAUCUGCUGCUCAACGAGGGUGAUGGCACCCUGGUCUGGUCCACAGACACGAAGAGCAACUCAGCAGGCAUGCGCCUAGAUUUUUCGGGAAACCUUGUGUUGUUUGAUCACAACAACUCAUCUUUGUGGCAGUCAUUCAAUCACCCGACCGAUACAUUGGUCCUGGGGCAAUCACUCUGUAGGGGCAUGAACAUAAGUGUAAAACCAUCCAACACAAAAUGGCCAUCUGCUCGGAUUUAUCUUUCUGCAGUGUUUGAAGGGCUGCAGUAUUCUUACCAACCAACAGGCUAUUCGAAACUGAUCAGUGACACUGCUAGCACGACACCAAAUUGUUAUGCAUUUGUCAAUGGCAGCUUCGGAUUCCCAGAUCAGGUCUUCUCACUGCCGCCAGCAAGAUCAUUGCAAUAUAUGCGGUUAGAGUCCGAUGGCCAUUUGAGGCUUUACGAGGUUCAGCAUGACAACACAGUCCCACAGCCAUUGUUUGAUAUAUUAAGCAUAGCCAUGAAAUUCUGCGAUUACACAAUGGCCUGCGGUGAUUAUGGUGUUUGCAGCGAUGGACAGUGUUCUUGCCGUAGUUUGAGCUAUUUUAGGCCCCAAAAUGAACGGCAUCCAAAUGCUGGGUGUACGCUCUUAACCACUAUUUCCUGUGACCAUGCACAUGAACACCAGUUGCAACCACUCAACUAUGUUUCUUACUUCAGUGAUAGCAUGUUCCGGUCAUUGGCCACUCCAAGUCUAUCAGAAGAGGUCUGCAAACAAUCUUGCUUAACGGAUUGCUCUUGCAGAGUUGCCUUAUAUUAUGGUUACAGUCAGAAUGGUUACUGCAUGUUGUUAUCAGAGCAGAAGCUAAUUUCUCUUGCAGAAGUUUCAUCGGACAAAAACCUUUUUUCAGCAUACAUCAAGAUACAAGGCAAAAAGACAAGAAAUAGGAGGAUCAGAACUAUAGUUGGCUCAAUAACUGCAGGUUUCUCCGCACUUGCGAUCUUAUUCUCCAUUAUCAUGUGGAAAUUGUGUAAGAAAGAGGAAGAACCGCUCUUUGAUAGCAUACCUGGGACACCAAAGCGUUUCUCCUUUUACGAGUUGAAGGAAGCUACCAGCAACUUCUCUGUGAAGCUUGGGAGUGGUGGCUUUGGGUCAGUCUUCAAAGGCAAGAUAGGAAGUGAAACAAUCGCCAUCAAACGUUUGGAGGGUGUUGCACAAGGAACUGAGGAGUUCUUAGCAGAGGUCAUGACAAUUGGCAGAAUGCAUCACCUCAAUCUUGUCAGGUUGAUAGGGUUUUGUGCUGAGAAAUCUCACAGGCUUCUAGUCUAUGAGUACCUUUGCAACGGUUCAUUGGAUAAAUGGAUAUUUCAUGCACCUUCUGCUUUCACUCUGUCUUGGAAAACUAGACGUAACAUCAUAACGGCCAUUGCCAGGGGUUUGUCUUACCUCCAUGAAGAAUGCAAGGAAAAGAUUGCCCACUUGGACAUCAAGCCACAGAACAUUCUCCUUGAUGACAAGUUCAACGCAAAGCUCUCUGAUUUUGGACUAUCGAAAAUGAUAAAUAGGGACCAGAGCACAAUUAUGACUCGAAUGCGAGGCACUCGUGGAUACUUAGCUCCCGAAUGGCUGGGCUCAAAAAUCACCGAGAAGGCUGACAUCUACAGCUUUGGCAUUGUGGUGGUGGAAAUCAUCUGUGGCCGAGAGAAUUUGGACGAAUCGCUGCCCGAGGAGAGCGUCCAUCUCAUAAGCCUGCUUGAAGAAAAGGCAGGGUCUGGUCAGCUGCUUGAUUUAGUGGACAGUGGCAGCAAUGAUAUGCAAUUUCAUAUGGAGGAGGUGAUGGAAGCGAUGCGGCUUGCAAUGUGGUGCUUGCAGGUUGAUAGCAGCAGAAGGCCCUUGAUGUCAACAGUCGCAAAGGUGCUGGAAGGUGUGACGAGCUUGGAGGCUUCACCUGACUACAGCUUUGUCCCUAGUUUUGCAUCAAACCACACUGGUGCUGCAGGGUCAAGUUCUUCCUAUGUACCAUUGGGAUCACAUUUAUCAGGGCCUAGAUGAAAGCCUCACAACAAUAAGAGGCAAAUGUAUCAUGUUUUAUCUUAUGCUUUGCAAUGCAAAUAAUGAUGAUUUUACCAGUAUCAUGUUUACUGUUGUUGCACUCACAACUGGCAACGAGGACUAGAAUGUACUCUUGAACCUGGUUUAGAAUUAGUUA
This is a messenger RNA of Lolium rigidum, 2473 nucleotides long. Its product is annotated as G-type lectin S-receptor-like serine/threonine-protein kinase SD2-5. Gene Ontology annotation, biological process: protein phosphorylation. The record is from RefSeq and is a predicted model, not a curated record. The transcript has a single exon. The coding region runs from base 1 to 2316 and encodes 771 amino acids. Lineage: Eukaryota; Viridiplantae; Streptophyta; Magnoliopsida; Poales; Poaceae. Gene Ontology annotation, molecular function: protein serine/threonine kinase activity; ATP binding.